Messenger RNA from Dreissena polymorpha, 488 nucleotides. RefSeq names its product ATP-dependent DNA helicase Q1-like. Gene Ontology annotation, molecular function: four-way junction helicase activity; 3'-5' DNA helicase activity; nucleic acid binding. The transcript is spliced from 3 exons. Gene Ontology annotation, biological process: double-strand break repair via homologous recombination. Gene Ontology annotation, cellular component: cytoplasm; chromosome. Bases 22 to 399 code for a protein of 125 amino acids. The record is from RefSeq and is a predicted model, not a curated record. NCBI's taxonomy places the organism in Eukaryota, Metazoa, Mollusca, Bivalvia, Myida, Dreissenidae.
AAGUUCGGAAAGUCAAAGCCUAUGAUAGUUAUUGUCAUUGCACCAAUCAAUGCAAUAAUGGAAGAACAGGUGCGGGAGUUGCGUGCCAAAGGGAUCAUGGCAUGUUCCUUAUCAUACAGUGGUUCUGGAGCGACAACUUUUGAUGCUGAAGAAGACAUGGAAGACACGGAUUGCGAUGACAAGGUGAUUCUUCCUAAAGAAGUCACAAUGAAGGAACUGAUGGAUGGAAAAUACCACAUCAUCUAUACACACCCAGAGUGUUUGUUCCAAAGCAAAGCCAUUGCCAAGAUGAUCAGAUCAAAGCAUUACCAAGAGCACCUUUGCGGCAUUGUUAUUGAUGAGGUCCACAUGAUAUUGGAAUGGCAAGUUUGUUUUAAACCUCAUAAUAUCAAUAUAUGAAUAAAAUCAUAUUAGCUCUCUUUUUAGCUCAACAAAAUGGAGCUAAUUUCGUGACCCUCUCUUUGUCAGGGGCAUCCAUGUCGCUUAAU